AAAUAUUCUCGUUUAAAUACUCUGAGAAAGUCAGUAAAGAUGAGCAUAGUCAUUUACCGUCCAACAGCUAUAGAGUGAAGUUCAUAAAAAUAAAUUAGAGAUGAUUUUAAGGUGUUUAUUCAUUUUAUUAAUAGCAACAAUUACAAUUACUCAAGCGGAAUUAGCGUCUAUUAAUUGUGAAUUUAUUAAAGAAACCGAACGGGGUCUACAAUGUGGAUUUAAAGACGUCCUUACAUUCCAAACAACUCAAAUAAAUGUUGUAGACAGAAAUUCAUCAGUUGAAGCUGUUACAUUUCAUCAAUCUGAACUUUAUUCUGUCCCAGCAGAUAUAUUUCAAAAAUUUCCUCAAUUAAGGCAUCUCGAUGUCGAACAGACAGAUUUGAAGGUCAUUAAAUCUGAUAACUUCUAUAAUGCAAAUCAAUUGAAAUAUUUUUUGGCGCGAUUUAAUGAAAUUUCAAGGAUAGAAAGUGAAACUUUUUCAUCAUCUCCGCAGUUGAAAUACAUUGUUCUACAGCAAAAUCGAAUUAGUGAUAUACAUCCACGUGCAUUCUAUGGACUCAAUCAUUUAGAAAUACUUUAUCUUGAUUAUAAUCGAGUAACUGCUCUUCCAUCUAAUCUACUCGACUAUCUGCCAAAUCUGUUGCACUUCUCAAUGACCUAUAAUAAUCUUUCAAGCAUUCCAGAUAAUUUAUUCAUAAAGAACGAGAAACUUGAAACUUUAAACUUGGGACACAACCUGUUGACAUCAUUUGAUGAUGAACAAUUCAGAAGACUACCGAAUUUGGAGCGUGUCCAACUUGAUUUCAAUAAUUUAUCGCAAUUAGAUUUGUCUGCAUGCAAAUCAGUUGAAGUUAAUAUUGACAAUAAUAAUUUGUCGGAAAUUCAAUUGAAUAAGUGGACGAAAACAGUAUCGGCAUGGGAGAAUCCUGUUAAAAAACUAGUUCUACAUGAACAUUAUGGAACUGGACGUACAUACAACUUUACAUUUAAUGACGUUUCAGAAAUUGUCUUUUUUGUUCAUGAACAUUGUUGCUCGGUGGAAAAUCUGGAAAACUUUUACAUUUUGACUUUGUCAUUUGGGGAUUUGAGUGAGAAAAAGCUUAAUGCAAAGAAUUGGAAAUGCAAAUUUAGGAAAAACAUUGGAUAUGAAACGGACAAAGGAUAUAUUACGAAUAAUGUUUGUGUAAAAGAUGAAGAUCAAAUAUUAAGUCUGAAGUCUAGAACAAAUGUUUUGGAAGAAUCAACCUUUGAGUCGAUUAUUGUGGAAUCUUCAACAAAAACUAUUUCUGAAUCACAAACAAAACCUUCAACGACUGAACAAUACAAAAUAACUUCAACAUCCAGUAUGGAACUAACCAUUAGCCCCGAAACCACAGAACAAUCAAUACAAUAUGUAUCUCAUGAAACAAGUUCAACAACACAAGAACCAGCUUUAGAUACAGAUGAAAUGCUAGCAAACAUUGAGGAAUUUACAACAACAGAGUCUUCAGAGACAGCAACUGAAAAAGGAGUUUGGAAAUCAUUGAAGAAAAAAGUUGGUGGAUUGAAAACAAGUGUUGUAAGCAAAUGGAAUACAUGGGUUGGAUAGACAAUUGCACUUACAAACGCCUGAUUUUUCCAUUCCUUUUUGUUCAUAUUCAUAAUAGUUUAUAGAUCUUUGAUUGUUGUCUGGGAAAUUUUCCUCGAGCAGUGUUGUGAAACUAAAACUUAAUUCAAGAUGAGCUUUAUGGAUUUCUAAAAAGAUUGUAUCUGACGUAGAAACUGCCUUUGUCAUUGCUUUAUUGAUUAAACCAAUGACGAGGAGCGGUUUCGCACUAUUAGAACAAAAUAUGCUAGACAGAUUUUGUCUGCAUAAAUCAAACUGACAAAUAUCAACCCUGCCUAAAAACAAAUACAUAGAUCUUCCACUGAACAAUUUAUUUCCGCUCAAAAUAUAAAUCAAGCAUGAUCCUUCACAAAAUAUUUUCAUUUUCUGACGAAUAAGCUUAGAAUAAAUAAAUAUACAGUACAAAACAAAGCUCUGAGUUAUUUUCUAAAUUCCUUCCAUAAAAACAACACUCAUCUAUUCACUUGAAUAUGUUAUGUCAUGUUGUGCUUCACAUGAUUAUAAUCAGAAUAUUUAUGGCAAAAUUACCUGCUAUAAUCAUCCUGUUGCUCAAAGCUCUCCUCAUCAAAUUGAGUAUCAUUCUCAACAGCCAUUUGGAUUGCGUUCCUCAAAAAAUCAAUAUCAUCAUUUAUUUGCUGUCCGAGGGUUGAUUCUGUAAGAAUUCUGUGGAUGAAAAAUAAACAGAAAAAUCUUCUUUGAUUUGCUUGCUUAUUGACAAAAAAAUAAAGUUGGAAGUAAG
Molecule: messenger RNA, 2345 nt
Organism: Chironomus riparius
Lineage: Eukaryota; Metazoa; Arthropoda; Insecta; Diptera; Chironomidae
Source: the annotation of a GenBank genome assembly